Messenger RNA from Colletotrichum navitas, 7281 nucleotides. Its product is annotated as THO complex subunit 2. Gene Ontology annotation, biological process: mRNA export from nucleus; mRNA processing. The record is from RefSeq and is a predicted model, not a curated record. Bases 1 to 7281 code for a protein of 2426 amino acids. The transcript has 3 exons. NCBI's taxonomy places the organism in Eukaryota, Fungi, Ascomycota, Sordariomycetes, Glomerellales, Glomerellaceae. Gene Ontology annotation, cellular component: THO complex part of transcription export complex. Gene Ontology annotation, molecular function: mRNA binding.
AUGCCUCCUAAGCGCAAGGCUCGUGGUGGUCUUGUUGGCGAAGGCAACAGACCCUCCCCCCAUCGACCUGGAGACAUGACCUUAGGUCAACGCGAUCGAGAUUUUUCCGAGGGCGGUGGAAGAGGUGGCCGCGGUGGUAGGAAUAACAGAAGGAAUGAUCGACGAGACUCCGCUCAAGGACAACUGGCACAAGCACAGUCCGGAAGCCAGUCUGCGAGCGCCUCCCGCGUCACAUCUCCGACCGUCUCCCGCCCGCCCCCUACCCCGUCGCAGCCGCAACAUCCCGCUCCGACCCCGAUGGAGCAAGUGUCUGCCCCGAUCUCCCAUCCGCCGUCUCCGGUGCCCACAAGCUACUGCUACGAACACAUCACCGAUGAUGCGAUCGCUUCAUGGUCAAGCGGUGGCAGACAGGCUUUGAUCGACCACGGAAUCAGUUCGAGGUUGGAUGUGGACACUGAGGAACUGACCACUAUCUACCAAGAGUUUAUUCAUGCUGUUGUCGAGGGCCGGCUCUCGCCGGUCGAUGCUGGCGCUUGUAUGAAGGAGAUACUCGGCACCGAAUCGCAAGAAAUGAUUAAGGAUUCUUUCUCGUUCGAGCCGCACACCCUCUUUCUCGACACCUUGUCCAUCAUCUUCGACAACGACCGGAAUCUAUUCAAACCCCACCUUCGCGAUUUUAUUCAAAUGACUGGCGUUUCGCCCGAACUUGUUCGCCAAACCCUCGAUGCUCAGCUGCUUCAAGACCUCGGUCUCAUCAGAGAAACCUUUGUAAAGCUUGGAAUUAGACAUGCGACCAACCUCUUGUACCGACAAGCCAACUACAAUCUGCUGCGCGAAGAAAGCGAAGGCUACUCUAAGCUGAUGACCGAGCUCUUCACCACAAGCAGCGCAGAGCCACCUACGGCAGAAACGGCUCAUGCAGCCUUUGAACGCCUCAAGGGACUGAUUGGUACUUUCGACCUCGACGUCGGGAGAGUACUUGACGUUACGCUGGACGUCUUUGCUGCCGUGCUUAUAAAGCAGUUCCGGUUCUUUAUCAAGCUUCUCCGCGUCAGUUCUUGGUGGCCUCGCAACCAAAACCCUGCCACAAUCAGUCAUACUGGCGGCCUACCUCCUUGGGCCCUGCCCGAUCAUUCCCACUGGAUGACGAGCGACGAAGCCGAGUUGGCGAAUACUGAGCUCAGACGUCAGCGUGACGUUGAGUUUUGGGAUCGUGCACGCGAACUUCACAUCGAUGCCUUCUUCCAGCUUGGAGGAAGGCAAGUCACAGACGAUCAUCUUAGGCUGUUGGAGGCAUCCGAGUCUGCAUCUGAGGCCGAAGUCAAUGCCGCCUCCGCAUGGAUGAAAGUCACGAAGACACUUCCUCCACAGGGAAAUCGAACGGCCGCUCAGCUUCUUGGCUUCAAGUUGCGAUUCUACGCCUCUGAUGCCAGAGAUCCGGAGGAUGUCUUGCCGGCAAAUCUUCUCUACCUUGUCGCCCUCCUUGUCAAGGUCGGAUUCCUGUCCUUAGUGGAUAUCUAUCCCCAUCUGUGGCCCCUCGACGCAGAGAUGGACUCGUUGAGGGAAAAGAAGAUGAAAGAGCUGGAGGAAAAGGAAAGACAAAGUCGACCGGGCGCUGCACAAAAUGCUCUUCUCAUGGCUGGCGCGUUGCCUGACGACACGGCACCGCCCCCUACGACGCGCACCAGAGACGCAGCUGGAAAGACUGAUGCCGACUCUAAAGCCGAUACGGGCACGGACGAGAAGGACACGCUACCGGAACCUAUGGAGCAAAAGGCAGCAUUACUUACGUGUCUGCUAACGAUCGGCGCCAUCCCCGAGUCGCUCUUUAUCCUCGGUCGUUUCCCUUGGCUUCCGGAGGCCUACCCAGAAAUAUUAGAUCGAAUCCACCGCAUCCUAAACCACAGCAUCGAGAAGGUCUACAAAGAAAGCAAACCCACCGCGGUCGGCUCGGCCGAAUGCCCUUCGAAGCCCAUUGCCGAUGUCGACCAAACCGGCGUUGCGAAAGGCACCAUCAAACUAAGCACCACACCGGUCAAGAAGUCGAUGAAAUGGCCGUUCCCAGACGGUUUCGACGGCAAAGACCAGCACUACAGAUUCUAUUGGGACGAAUGGGCUGAUAACAUCCCAGUCUGUCAGACGGUCGAUGACAUCUUCACACUAUGCGAUACUUUCCUGAAUCUCUCUGGUGUCAAUAUUGGCAAGGACCCUGUAUUGCUCGCUAAGCUUGUCAGCAUCGGGGCCAAGAGUCUGGCGGAGGACCGCUCUAAAAAAAACAUUGACCGAUGGCAGGAGCUCUUGCGGCGCAUCCUGGUCCCCGCACUCAGUAUGACCACAGCCAAUGCGGCCGUUGUCAAUUCUGUAUGGGAUUUACUCAAGCUCUAUCCCGUCGCGACCCGAUAUUCAAUUUACGCCGAGUGGUUUGAGGGCCAAAUCUCCAGAUUGCCAGCAAUGAAGGCUGCAUUUACCCGGACCCGUGUCGAAACCAGAGGAGUAAUGAAGCGCAUUUCUCUCACUAACCUCAGCGAGAUGGCCAAGUCCUUGGCUAAGACCAGUUACUCCUCACCCGGCAUUGUCUUCAAGGAAGCACUGGGCCAAAUCGAGUCAUACGCCAACCUCAUUGAAGCGUUCGUCGAAUGUGCCAAGUACUUCACCGACUUGGCAUACGACGUCCUGGUUUGGUCCUUGAUGAGUUCUCUGGGCGGCAAACGAAGUCGCACACAAGAGUCCUCUAUCCUGCUGACCAGCAAGUGGCUUCAGGCGCUUUCCAAGUUUGCCGGAAAAGUCUUCAAGCGGUAUUCUAUUCUGGACCCGACUCCGAUUCUUAAAUAUGUCAACGACCAGCUCUUCCAGGGCAACUCGACUGACCUCAUCAUUCUCAAGGAGCUCGUGGCGUCCAUGGGUGGUGUGGUCCAGGUGCUUGAUUUUACCGACGACCAAAUUCUGGCCAUGUCAGGAGGGGAGGUACUGCGGCGGCAGACGCUUCUCAGUCUUCAAGACAAGCGGUUUGAGUCGACCCGCAGUGCCAAGCGCUUGAUGCAGUCGCUCGUUGACUCGAAUCUCGCAGGGCGCUUGCUCAUCAAUGUUGCGCAGUACCGACAGUCUGCCAUCUACAAACUUCCAGACGAUGAAGCACACAUCAAGUAUAUUGGAUCUGUCAUCGACGACAGCCACCAGAUCUUGGUCCAAUACCUCGAUCUUCUGCGGACCAAUUUGCAGCCCCACGAAUUCGACACUCUGGUGCCUGCCAUUACCCGUCUCAUGGACGAGUUUGGCCUGGACGCAAGUUUAGCAUUCCUCAUUGGCCGAGAAGGUGUCUCUCACAACAUGUUCACCAAGAAGCUCGAAUCAUUGCCAAGCAGUACCGACGCAGAUGGAGACGUUUCUAUGGCCCAGAAUGCCAUCGAGGCAAAAGACACGACCGAAGAGCCGACCGAGCCGGAGGACAAAACAAUGACGCCAGCCGAGGUUCGGGAAAAGGCGAAACAGGACUCUUUGCGCCAGAUCCAUGAGGCCCUCGAACCUAUCGUCGAAUCAAUCCGCUCCAUCACACCCGCAUCAUCAUGGACCAAGCUCAGUCCCGAGUUUUAUGUUCUGUUCUGGGCACUGCAAUUGGGUGACAUUGAAGUGCCUGCCGCAAGUUACAACAGUGCUCACAAGAGGCUUUCGAACAUGCAAAGAGACCUCAACAGAGACCGCUCAGACAUGACCCGCAGCGGCAUGAACAAGAAAGAGGCAAAAAAGGCCGAGCUUCUCAAGAUCAGCAAUGAGCUACCCAAGGAGGCCGACUCUCAGAUGAAGCGAGCGCGAGUCGUCCGAGAUUACAUGUCGGAGCAUAUGGCAACAUGGUUUCCAGGCUCAGCAACCAAGUUAAACGGCAUCUCGGACGCAAUUCUCGAGCAAUGCUUGCUUCCGCGACUUGUACUUUCGGCUAGCGAUGCAGAGUACUGCUAUGUACUUCUCAAGAAGCUUCACACGUUUGGCGCACCGAACUUCCGGUUGAAAGCGUUGUAUGAUAGACUCUUCAACGUCAACAGGCUUAGGGCGAUGAUUUUCACCUGCACCGUCCGCGAAGCCGAGCAUCUUGGCAGGUUUCUCAACUGCAUCCUGAAAGAUCUUGCCAGAUGGCAUCGCGACACAAACGUUUACGAGAGGGAAGCUGUGGGCAAGCGGAGCUUUUUCCUCGGUUUCGCCUCCGAAUUCGAUGACAACGGCAAGCCGACAUCUUAUUAUGAUCACGCGCAAUUCCGAGACAUUCUGUAUGGAUGGCACAACAAGCUCAACCUGGCGUUGAAAUCUUGCUUGGGUGGCAUGGAGUGGAUGCAUAUUCGCAACGCGAUGACGGUGCUCAAGGCUGUUCUCGACUUCUUCCCUGCCGUAACUUUCAUGGGCAACCAGUUCAUUGAGCAGCUCAAGACAAUCACUGAGCGUGAGGCGGCAUCGAAGAAUGCAUCCGCUGGAGAGGAAGGUCAUCGAGUAGAUCUUUCUGUCGCUGCUCAAGGUGCUCUAUCCGAGCUGCAAAGGAGAAAGGCGAAAUGGGUGUUGCCAGCCGGCUUCCGACCGAACAUGAACGGCCAAGCUCAAGGGAAAGCCAAGGAUGGCGAGUCUAGCGGUGCAGCUAACCUGCGCCCAACAGCGGCUGAAUUCAAGCCAGGAUCGGCCAAAAUCGCUGCAGAGCAGGAAGACGGAGAAGUCAAAGACAGCAAGGAUGCCGAGUCUCAGCCCGCGGCCUCGUCUGCGCCAGGCACACUUACGCAAAAAGACCCCAACCUGCCUCCAAAGCCAUCGGCCUCCCCCGUGGAGUCUGCCAAGCCUGUACUUGGACGCGUAGACUUCGGUUCCGCUGCAUCAAGCAAGCCAUCGACGCCCAAGCCAGCGGCUGCCACUCCGACACAGGGCAAUGCGAACCACCGGGAUGCAUCCAAGUCGACUCCUACGCCCACGGGUCCUGAUAGAAGCGCACAUAGUCUUCCAAAGCGACCAGACGUCCCCAUUCCAGGACAUUACGGACGGACUCACUUCACCCCAGACGCGUUGCCGGACCGCCGAGAUCAGAGAGAACCACGAGAACCCCGCGGUCCGAGAGACACAAGGGAAUCUCGGGAUUCUAGAGAUCAUCGGGACCCGCGAGACACAUCGAGAGAUCCUAGAUUCCCAGAGCCUUCUCGACCCGAACGUGGUCGUGAUUUCGCCAAUCAAGAUAAACGCGGGCCAGAUACUCAAUCCAGAGAACCCAGCCGCCUUUCAGAGAAAGAUUGGCCUUCCAGGCAGGACACGCUGCCUCUCCGCCGCGACCAAGGCGCCCACGAGCGUGACAACCGCCCCUCUCGCGACAGACCAGCACCGACAAACGGACGCACUGCUGAGUCUGGCAGGCUUUCGCGAGAACCCGUUGCCUCCACGCCGCCGCCAUCGUCCACUCAAAAUCCCCCCGAGGACCCGCCAGUAAACCCUGCCAGACUGGCCCUUAUUCAGGCAGAUCAGCCAGACCGACCUAGCCGCUCGGAGCGACCACCUCGAUCCUCAGAAACAGAUCGACGUAGUGGUAGAGUGCCACGUGGUCAAGAGCCACGUGGUUCCGAUCAAGAUCGCGCCGACAUCCUCAAUCCGGAGCGCGCUGCAUUGAUGGGAGACUCGCGGCCAGAUCCCCCAGCACGUCCGGCGCGAGAUGAUCCCAGGGACCGAGGCGUGCCUCGAACGCAUUCUCCAAGAAGAAGCGGACGAUUCAACCCAGACGUACCAGGUGAAGCUGGCAGAGACGACAGGCAUGGCCGUUCCCACCAUUCAAACCAUCAUCCCUCUGGAAGAGAUGUACACGGCGAACCUCUUGGUUCUCAUCCAAGACCAGACCGCACAACAGAUAGGGAAGGAGAUCGAUUUGGCUCAGACAAAGGCAGAGAAGCCUUCCUUGGUUCGAGUCGAACCGCAGAUCCCGACCACAGCAGGAACACCCAUCAGGAUCAGAAUUAUGGACGACUGAACCCUAUUCAGUCAGUCGUCACGAACGAUGUUCCUCUAGGACCUCGUGGUCGUGGCCGAGGAGCAGCCCGAGGCGGUCCCAUGGGAACGCCCACCUCAAAGUCUGACGCACGCUUCCCUCAGAACACUGACAACCCAACGCCCGAAGAGAGAUACCCGCCUACGGGGCCAGCGUCUGGUAGGGGGCGUCGGAACCAGUACGAGUCCAAUGCAUUCGUCAACCCGCCGUCUGCGAUGACCCCGACGCAGGCCACUCACCCUGAUCGAACCCGUACCAUGAAUUCGGGCCCGACGGGCUCGCCCACGCCAUCAUCUGGCGGUCCUACAUUGGCUCCCGGAAUUCAUCCUGACCGACUGGCACAGAUCGCACCGCCGCCGCCGCCGCCUCCGCCUUCAGGCCAGCCUCCCAGCCAUUCCCGACCAUCUCUACCACCCAUCAAUACACUUGACCGCUCAUCUGGAGGCCAAGGCAGCAACAGCCGAACACCAACAGGAAACUACCCGGGUCCGACAGACGGUGCGCCUUCUGGGCCGUCCUCCAAUGACCGAGGCCGGAGUGGCGGUAGUCGUAGGCAGCUUGCGGGUAUUAACAGCACGUUGCAACAAGCACAAGCCAACAUGCCGGAUAGCAACCGAGCCACCAGCUUGCGCGGGCGUGGAGUCGCCAGGGGUAGUAUCGCUGGCUCCGAUGCUCAAGUUCUGACAGGCGCAUCGCCGGUAUCUACACCGACACAUGAGCGUCCGGAUCCCAUCCGUCAAGAUAGAGUACAAAGCAACGGUGAUGAACAACCACGGGGCGAGCACGACCGUAGCCGACGUGAACAUCGGUCGGAACGUGGCCGACACUCGAGGCGGGGCAGUCGCGAGCGGGAGCGCAGUCCCGAUCGCGAGAGAGACGCCAAGGAACCGCGUGAACACAGGGACAGAAGGUCUGCAGCACAAGGCCAGUCCAGUACCCGCGAUGACCGCGAGCCCCGGCGAUCUGGCCGAGAACUAUCCAGCAGCACCAGGGACCCCCAUGUCAACGCUCCUCAUGGCGUUAGCCGAGAGAGCAUGGGUGGCAGCCGCGAGCCGCGUCAUCGCAGCGACCGCGGAGAAGGUGGACGUGGAGAAGGUGGUUCGGGCGGAAGAAGCGAAGAAUGGGGUGGAAGUGCGCGCGGCGCAUCUAGGACAGGACCGCGCGAAGGGGGAUCGAGGCCGACCGACGAUCGACGCGAGUCGCGCGAAGACCGAGGGCGAAAGCGGAGGAGCGAAGAUGCUGUCGGUCUCUCGAACGAUCGCGAGAAGAGGCAGAGACGUUAG